AGACGCAGGACAGAGCAGCUAUCCAGUCCAAUCCACUCGGACGGACAGUUCAUCGUCUCCCUCGCCUCAGGGCUCCGGCUGCCGCCUCCGGAAAUCGCACAUUGGCGCAGGGACCAUGGCGGCCGCGGCCGGGCAUUGCGCUAGGGCGAACAUGUGUCCUAUGACCUUCGAAUGCGGCGCUAUCACAGCCUCAAGAGUCAAGCUCGCCUGCCCGUCCGAGCCAACUCCACUACACACAAAAAUCCGAGAGCUCGGUCGGUUAAUUCGGUAUCCUCGAGACUCUGUCCUUUCCCCACGGUCAUCCUUCAAGGGAGUCCGAGCUUGCAGACGACUGUCCGAUGGCAGGGGUGGACGAUGGACCGCCCGCCACUGCUCUCCUGCAUUUUCAAGCGCACAUCCAUCGACUAUGGAGCGUGAUACGGUGGACCAAGCAGUGGAAGGACAUAGGCCUCGGCAGCCGUCGAGUCUAGAAGAUGAUGCUUAUCGUGCUGGUUUGUCAGAGAAGGAAAUCGAACGAAGGCGCAAGAUUGGCGCUGCAAACAAGGGGAAGGCUCCCUGGACAAAAGGGAGGAAAUUAAGCAUAGAGCACAGGCAGCUCAUCAAGCAGCGCACCAUCGAGGCACUGAGUGAUCCCAAGGUUAAGAAGAAAAUGCUAGGGCAUCGCCAAUUGCAUAGGCAAGCGAGCAAAGACAAAAUAAGUGCUGGACUGAGAAAGGUAUGGGAGAGGCGAAUUGUUUCUGUCAAGUCAAGACAGAUGAUCCUUCGGAUAUGGUCAAAUAGUAUCGCUGAAGCAGCAAAAGAAGGUGGCCACAUGCAAGAUGAGAUGGACUGGGACAGCUAUGACAAGAUAAAGUCUGAGAUGAUAUCUGUUUUCCUAUGGAACAAAGAGAAGGGGCGGAUAAUCAAGAAGCUCAAGAGGGCAGUGAAAAAAAUUGUAGCCAAGAAGCUUCAAGCAGCAGAGAAGAUGGAAAUGCAGACCAGAAGGGCAAAGAAGGCGAAACCUCCUGAGAAGCUGGUGCUACAAAAGCCAGAUGCUCAGCCGAGGCGGGUGUUGGCUUCUACAAGAUCAAAGCUCAAAGAGAGGCUAACCAAGUGGCAUGGUCGCAAAAAGGAACUCGAGAUCAUGAUAAGCUCACGUGUAAGGAAAGGUGGAGGGCCGCGGAAGCCGGCGGCCGUGAGGCGGAGGCCGGUGGAGAGGCGAGCCGAGGUGGACCUGGUGAAAGAGCCUGUGGUUCCCUCAGGCCGGCUGCUGAAGGAGCUCCAUUCGCCUUGCAAGGAUGGGCUCCCCUGCGCCGACACCUGACCUGGACCGAUUGAGCUAGCUCAGGGUAGCAUGUGUGCAUGGAGUUUUGUAUUGAAGUUGACGGUGUCUUGCUUAUCGACCUAUGUGGACGAAGUGAAACAGAUUUUGAACUUCUUCAUUGUCAUUCGGGAUCUUUUGUACAUUCUUUGUUAAUGUAGGAUGCGGCUUGUUGACUGGUGACU
This is a messenger RNA of Lolium perenne, 1485 nucleotides long. RefSeq lists its product as uncharacterized. The record is from RefSeq and is a predicted model, not a curated record. NCBI's taxonomy places the organism in Eukaryota, Viridiplantae, Streptophyta, Magnoliopsida, Poales, Poaceae. Gene Ontology annotation, molecular function: DNA binding.